UAUACGAAAUUAUUGCCAAGAUGCAUAACGAGGCGUGCCAAUCCCAACAGUACCAGCGGCGUCUGACGUGGGUGUUGGUGGCCAUGAUCGGGAGUUUCUUCGUCGGGGAAUUCCCAACGCACGUCGCCUCCCGCGCCUCCGCCACGUCGCUCCUCUUCCCGGGGCGCCCUCAGCAGCUCAACACCCUCGGAUUCAGGAUCUUCAAGCUGACAGUCACCAUCCUAAUGAGUCUCCAUUACUCAUGCAACUUCUUCCUCUAUUGCGCCUUCAACAAGCGGUUUGCAAGGGAGCUGGCCGACCUCAAGCCCAGCGUGUUGCGCUCCAGAUCAGCGGCUGUCGCGUAUCCUCGAAUAAGAAGAGUGGCGCCCUUUGGUGGAGAUGCUACGGCCAGGGUUUGUUGUUGCUUCAGCGCCCUUCGGAGAGUCACGGUCACCGCCCCAUCUCGAGCGCGACGAACCUUUUAGCGUCACAGCUCUUUACGGUCCUCUUGGUCUCUCCUCUCUUUCGUUGUCUUCUCCUUCUUCUCCUCCUUCUCCGUCUCCGAAAUGUCCUUCGCUUCCGUCUCCUCCUUCUGCCCCUCCUACUCUCCUUUCUUCUGUUUCCUCUCCUGUUCUUCCUUCUCUUUCGCCCCUAUCUCCAACUCCCCUUCGGAAGUCAGAGGAAUGAAGGAUUUGAUUAAAUAAACACUAAAUAAAUCAACAAAAAUGUGUUUUAUUUACCCGAUUUAUGGAUUAAAAUAAUCCUCUUCUAAUUAGGGAUUUCCUCAGAAUUCUCUGUAAUAUCCCUAAAUAAAAUUCUACUGUAGUUCAUUAAAGAUUUUUUUUUUCCUCACAACAAAGUACUCAGUGAUACGAAUUACAGGAGACAUUCCUUAUCGUCACGUUCA
Messenger RNA from Penaeus monodon (black tiger shrimp), 886 nucleotides. RefSeq names its product mucin-2-like. The record is from RefSeq and is a predicted model, not a curated record. Lineage: Eukaryota; Metazoa; Arthropoda; Malacostraca; Decapoda; Penaeidae.